UGGGGACUCCCUUCGUCCGGACCGCUUGGUGCCUGGAGCUGGAAGUGUGUCACCAGCACAGAUGAAGCCCUCUUUGCUGCUUCUGUGUCACCUGUGGCUGUCGAGCCUUGCGCCGUGCUCACAGGCAUCAGACUCAGCACAAGGUGCCUCCAGCCUAACUUGUUGGUACGACUCGCGGGCAGCUCUCUUCUGCGACUGGAACCCAGGCAGGGACCUGGUUGAUGCACAGUGCCAGCUAGAGAUUUUAUCGAAGCUAGGUUUUUGUGACAGGCUAUCUCCCUUACUUGAAGAGGCCAAGGAGCACUGUGAGCUGCUCAAGGCAGAACACAUGACAGGACUGAGGAGAUGCAUCAAGACCUUCAGCAAAAACAGCAAUACUCAAUGCUUCACCUCUGCAGACCGUCUUACCAUGUCUGUCCAUUGCCAGACUGGAGAGAACCGGUCUACACCUGUGCAGAUAGAAGAUUUCAGUCCACUUGCAAACAUAAAGCUAAGGCCUCCAGGAAAUCUUCAGCUGAUUAGCAAAACUGAAAACACCUACAACUUAACGUGGAGCCUGAAUAUUUCCUCUCACUACUUGGAUGGGGAGCGGGAAUACCAAGUGCGGUACCGGAACACGAGUCAGUCCUGGGAGGAGGCCAGGAUCUUCACCAUUUUGCAGGACCAGAUGUGGCUGGUGUUUGAGCGCCUCUCACCCAACUUGAAAUAUGAGGCAGCUGUCCGUGCAAGGCCAAGUGCCUCAAGUACCUACAAAGGCGUGUGGAGCGACUGGAGCGAGGUGAUACUGUGGAGGACACACGCUGACCAAACAUCCCGGUUGAUCGUGCCAGCUCUUAUAGCGAGUACCUGCAUCUUCGUGGUCAUUGGGACUGCCUUCCUUAUUAACUUACGGACCCUUAAAUGGUUUAAGAAGAUCCUGAAGAUUCACAUCCCAGACCCUGAGAAGUUCUUUCCCCCACUCGUUUCAAUUCAUGGAGGUGACAUUCAGAAAUGGCUCUCCUCCCCAUUCUCCACAUCUUCUGACUGUGUGAACAGCACAAUGCCUGAGAUCUCUGUGCUAGAGGUGAUGCAGAAGAAUGACCAGGAAUCACAGUUUCUACUUUCAAAGGGAACCUUGACUCCUCCCUCAGAAACCAGUGGGCACUCUGUAUCCAGCUGCUUCACCAACCAAGGCUACUUCUUCUUCCACCUUCACAACUCCUAUGAGAUUGAGCCCUGUCAGGUCUACUUCACCUAUGAGCCUUUCACCCAGGAGUGCAGUGGCAGUGAGGAUGGCGAGUCUUACCAUGCUCUCCCCUCCCCAGAUCUCUGCACACUGACAGAAGAAAGGCCUGUGUUGUCCCACAACUUCCUUCAACGUAUCAAAGUGUCCCAGGGCUUCCAAAACAGCUCCUUUGUGGAAGAGACAAAAAGUGAAACCCAAUGGGCCACGGCUAUUUCUGGGCCUCUCCAGUCAAGUGAAGACACCUCACCAACACCAGUUUUGAAACAGGAUGAGAAGGUGACAGACAAAGCAGCAUUACAACCUGUUGAGACCCUGUGCCAGCUGGACACUGACUUUCCUGACCCACCAGACCUGCAUGACAGCAAUACUACUGACGUAACGGUGGGGAGCAGGGAAGCAGGGCCUCCUAUUGACCCCUGUACACCAGCAGCACAUGCUCCCUCUUCUUUAUCUCAGCCUCCACCUCUAUGGAACAGCCAGGAUGAGGAUUCAUGCAGAACAGCCUUUUCCAGCCAGGUCCCAAACACUGGUGCCUACCUUUCUCUGAGGGACCUCCAAAGCCAGUACAGCCAUCGCUCUGUAUAGAAUCUGCCUGGAGGAAGGCCAUGGGUAGGAAAGGCCUUCUCUGCAGGGAAGGCUAGAGGGAUAGUUUCUCUAUUCAGCACAUGAAUGUGACUUCAGCACCAAACCCGCUGGGACUGUUCUUUAGUGAUGCUGGAGAACACAGUUACUUCAGAGGGCCACAAAAUCAGAAAAGGGGUAAGAUGAACAAGGUGUAAAUUCAUGGCUGGUUACACGGGUAGUAAUAAUCACCAGGGUAAGGUGUAGUGAAACAGACUGCUGGAAAUGAGAGGGCAUUUUGUGUGGAUAGCUGGACUAAUGGACAGUAAAGCAACACACGGAGUAUGACAAAGGCAUGUUAAAGCUGCUCGGUAGCUACACAGCUGAUGGAGACAUAGAAUCUUGGUUCUAGGUAUGAAGGCCAACAAGGACUCACCUUCAUAACUGAAUCUAUUUCUCUGCUAUUACUGGGACCAACAGCAUAGAAAACCUUUCCCACGCUGCUCAAGUGACAUCCUGAACCUCAACAGCUUGGCUUUUCCUUUCCCACCUCCCAGUAGGAGGCCAGCACUUCCAUGGCCUUUAUCUUGGUUGUAAAACAGCACUCAGCUUUGAGGCUGACAUAGUCCGUUUGCCUCAUCCCAGCAUCAAAAGCUCCAAUGGGAGGGAGAAAUGCCUGAAGAGGUCAAUAGGAGAUUUUGUGCAGUAGCACUGCCAGUUGGUGCUGGAGCCAAUGAUGAAAGGGAGGACGACAUCACCUCCUGAUUGACCAAGGGUGUAAUUUUUUCUCUAAUGUCCUCACUUCAGCUUUUAACCGGAGAUUACUGAGCUACUCAGUCCAGCUUUAGACACAAAUCUCUAAAGUCAGCUCAGAGUCACAACCCACUCAGCUGCGUAAGCAGUGCAGUGUAAAAAAGAAAACCCCACUAUUUGGUUAAAAAUACUGGGGAAAUCCUGUCCCCCUCCCCCCUGU
Molecule: messenger RNA, 2759 nt
Organism: Colius striatus (speckled mousebird)
Lineage: Eukaryota; Metazoa; Chordata; Aves; Coliiformes; Coliidae
Gene: IL2RB
Product: interleukin 2 receptor subunit beta
Exons: 10
Coding region: 62-1810 (582 amino acids)
Biological process (GO): immunoglobulin mediated immune response; cytokine-mediated signaling pathway
Cellular component (GO): external side of plasma membrane; membrane
Molecular function (GO): cytokine receptor activity; protein binding
Source: RefSeq, a predicted model, not a curated record